Messenger RNA from Mucor mucedo, 2470 nucleotides. RefSeq names its product putative alpha-isopropylmalate isomerase. Gene Ontology annotation, biological process: L-leucine biosynthetic process. The transcript has a single exon. NCBI's taxonomy places the organism in Eukaryota, Fungi, Mucoromycota, Mucoromycetes, Mucorales, Mucoraceae. The coding region runs from base 92 to 2311 and encodes 739 amino acids. Gene Ontology annotation, cellular component: 3-isopropylmalate dehydratase complex. The record is from RefSeq and is a predicted model, not a curated record. Gene Ontology annotation, molecular function: 3-isopropylmalate dehydratase activity; 4 iron, 4 sulfur cluster binding.
GUUCUUACAUUUUUUUUUCUAUACAUAUAACUUUCUUUUUGUUAAAUACCCUCCCACUUAAACAAAUAUUUUAUCAAGAAAUUAUCUAAAUAUGUCACGUACUCUCUAUGAUAAAGUUUGGGAUGAUCAUGUCAUUGAUCAACAAGAAGAUGGUACAUGCUUAAUUUAUAUCGAUAGACAUCUCGUACAUGAGGUUACUAGUCCUCAAGCCUUUGAAGGUCUUCGUAACGCUGGUCGUCCCGUUCGUCGUCCUGACUGCACUCUUGCUACUGUCGAUCAUAACAUUCCCACGAGUACACGUAAAAACUUUAAAAAUAUUACAACUUUUAUCAAGGAAGCCGAUUCAAGAACUCAGUGUGAAACUCUUGAACAAAAUAUCGAAGCUUUCGGUCUUACUUACUUUGGUAUGGAGGAUAGCCGUCAAGGUAUUGUACAUGUGAUUGGUCCUGAGCAAGGUUUUACCCUUCCCGCAACUACCGUUGUUUGUGGUGAUUCUCACACCUCUACUCACGGUGCAUUCGGUGCUCUUGCUUUUGGUAUUGGAACUUCUGAGGUUGAGCACGUACUUGCUACUCAAACCCUUCUUCAAAAGAAGUCAAAAAACAUGAGAGUCCGCGUUCAGGGUGAAGCUCUUCCCGGUGUCACGUCUAAAGACAUUGUGCUUCAUAUUAUUGGUAUUAUUGGAACUGCUGGUGGAACUGGUUGCGUUAUUGAAUUCUGUGGUGAUACUAUUGCUGCUCUCUCAAUGGAGUCUAGAAUGUCGAUCUGUAAUAUGUCAAUUGAAGCCGGUGCUCGUGCUGGUAUGGUUGCUCCAGAUGAUAUCACAUUUGAGUAUCUCCGUGGUAAACCUCUUGCUCCUAAAGGCGAAGAUUGGGAUAACGCUGUCAAUUACUGGAGAUCACUUUCGUCCGAUCCUGAUGCCAAGUACGAUAUCAAUGUUGAGAUAAAUGCAAGUGACAUUGCUCCUACUCUUACUUGGGGUACUAGUCCUCAAGAUGUAGUUGCCAUUACUGGUUCCACUCCUGAUCCUGCAAAAAUUGAUGAUCCUAUCCGUCGCUCUGCUGUUGAGCGUGCUCUUGAUUAUAUUGGUAUUGCUCCUAAUACUCCUAUGGAAGGUGUUAAGGUUGAUAAGGUAUUUAUCGGUAGCUGUACCAAUUCUCGUAUUGAGGAUCUUCGUGCUGCUGCGGCUGUUGUUAAGGGUAAGCGUGCUGCUGAAUGGGUCUAUGCUAUGGUUGUUCCUGGCUCAGGUUUGGUUAAGCGUCAGGCUGAGCGCGAAGGUUUAGAUAAGAUUUUCACAGAUGCUGGUUUCGAUUGGAGAGAAGCUGGUUGCUCAAUGUGUCUUGGUAUGAACCCUGAUCAACUCAAGCCUGGGGAGCGAUGUGCCUCUACUUCUAAUCGUAAUUUUGAAGGUCGACAAGGUGCUGGUGGUCGUACCCAUCUUGUGAGUCCCGCUAUGGCUGCUGCUGCCGGUAUUAAAGGUUGUCUUACUGAUGUUCGUAAUAUGGAAAUUUCUGAUAUUCCCGGUACACCAAAGCAAAGUCCACGCCAGGAAGUUCAGGCCGAAUUUGAAACUGAAGACGAAAAAUCUCCUUCUGUUGCCACACCUAUGAUUGCCACUGGUGCAGCUGCUGGUAUGCCCAAAUUUACUACUCUCAAGGGUUAUGCCGCACCCCUCGAAAUUUCCAACGUGGAUACUGAUAUGAUUAUUCCUAAGCAAUUUCUCAAGACUAUUAAGCGUACUGGCCUUGGUAGUGCACUUUUCUACGCUCUUCGUUUUGACUCUGCCACUGGUGAGGAAAAUCCUGACUUUGUUCUCAACCAGGAACCCUAUCGUCAAGCUCAUAUUUUGGUCUGUACCGGUCCUAAUUUUGGUUGCGGUAGCUCUCGUGAACAUGCUCCUUGGGCUUUUAAUGACUUUGGUAUUCGCUGUAUUCUCGCUCCAAGCUUUGCUGAUAUUUUCUACAACAAUUGUUUCAAAAAUGGUAUGCUUCCUAUCGUUCUUCCUCAAGAUCAGCUUGAAGCUAUUGCUGCAGAGGCUAAGAAGGGAUGUGAGGUUGAGGUUGACCUUAUUAACCAAGUUGUCCGUUAUCCCGGUGGUGAACUUCCUUUCGAAGUUGAAGCUUUCCGUAAGCACUGUCUCGUAAAUGGUUUUGAUGAUAUCGGAUUGACAAUGCAAAAGGCCGACAAAAUUGCUGAAUUUGAAAUUAAGCGUACCAGAACAUGGCCCUGGUUGGAUGGCAAAGGUUAUAAGGGUAAAGCCACCAAGGUAACCGUCAAUGGUGGACAGAAAAAGGCCAAGCUUGAUUGGUAAAUAAUAAAUUUGUAGAAAUACUCCUUUUUCCCUUCUUUUUUUCUAUCUUCUCUGUAUAAUAUCACUUUGCACAAAGUCUCUCAUAAUAUAUUUCAUAAUCUCCAUUGUCUCAUAGUCUAUCUUUUAACUUUUAUAAUAAAAUUCAACACUAUUACAUAA